AUGGCGACGUUGGAAGCUUGCAUUAAGAACAAUACCAAUAGAAAGAGGAAGCAACGAAUCUUCGAGUUCAAGAGUUUUGGGAAAUCAGUAACUGAUUUUUCGGGUCCAUUUCGUGAUAACAUUCGAUCGUUUCUUGAUGAAUAUGGUGAGCAGAUUGAACAACGCCAACUAACUGGCGCCGUUUCCAACAAUGUAUGGUCUACUCUUCUUCUCUGCGAAUCAAACGGUGCUAUUUUCCCUCUUUACACUAUUGAAGAACACAUAAAUGAUCAAUCUCUUCGCCCGCUUUGUUGUCACUGUAAAUCAGUUGGAUGGGGUCAUCAUUUUGUUUGUAAGAGAAGAUACCGGUUUAUGAUUCCAUCGUAUGGUGAUAAGCAACCAUUGAAAGAUCAUGAUCAGAAGAACAGUUUGGAGCUCGAUGAAUCACAUAUCUUACACGGCUUAAUUCACUGCAAUGGUUUUGGUCAUCUAAUUUCUAUCAAUAAAUUAGAAUUAGACUCUUCAAAUUCACUUACUGAAACCGAUGUCAUGAAUCUAUGGGACAGCAUUUGCAAUUCUCUAAAAACCAGGAAAGUAUCAGUAGCUGAUGUUAAGUUGGAGAGAUCAAUGGAGUUAAGGUUAAUUCAUGGAGUCGCAUUCAGAAGCUCAUGGUUUGGGAAUUGGGGAUAUAAAUUCGGCCAUGGAAGCUUUGGUGUUACAGAAGACAAAUACACGGGAGCUGUAGGAUUUCUAGCAGAAUUACAUCUCGAUAACAUCAUCAAUGACUUGAAAAACACUUACCAUGGAAAGAAAACCCAACAAAUUAUCUCUAAAUACCGGGAAUUAAGUGAAACCCGAUUGUUUUCAUUGAGUGAUCUUCUUCAAUUUCUUCUUGAAUUCAAGCUCUCCGGAGAUACUGAAAGCCAGAUUCUAGCGCCAUCAAGAAAAAUACCAAAACAUGAACGUGCUACAUUCGAAGAAGAUAUUCAAAACCCAAAAUGUCUCGACGAAUUCUUGAUUUCAAUUACGAAUUCAGAUUGCAGGUGGCCUCAAAGGAGAGUCGAAUACUCCAUUGACGUAAUCGUAAAGUUACUAAAACAGAAGAAUGUCGCAAUGUCAAGACACGAAUUGAGAGAGAGUGCUCGACAAUUUAUUGGCGACACAGGUUUGAUCGAUUUCGUUCUAAAAUCAAUCAACGUUUUAUGUUACGAUAAUUACAUUAUUCGUCGUGUAGUCAAUUCAUUGACCAAAUUAGUCGAGUUUGAAAUCCAUGAAAUGACUGAAGAUCCCAAGAACAUCAAGUCUGUGUCAUCUUUAUGGAAAUUAGAGCCAAGAUGGCCUAAACAGAGACUCGAAAAAACCGCUAAAGUUAUCGCAAACAUUUUAAAAGAACACAAGAUUACGAACACAAGAAGAAAUGGAGCAAUGUCACGUAAAGAUUUAAGAAACAUGGCGAGUAAAUACGUUGGUGACACGGGUUUGAUCGAUUUCGUAUUGAAAUCGAUCGAUAAAUUAUCAAUCGGGAAUCAAAUUAUAACCCGAAUGAAAAACCCAUUAACCCGAUUGAUGGAAUUCGAGAUCCGAGACCAAAACAAUGAGGAAUUUGAUGAAGAAAAUGGAGAUGUUUACGGAGAUAUCUUGUUUUUGUAUAGAAACGUUCUUCUGGGUUACCCGUGGUGGAACUCAGUGAGUGAAGCGAGUCGAGUUGUAUUAAACAGUAAAUAUUUCGUGAAGAAAUGGGAAUUUGAGGUUAAAAGUAAUGAGUCAAUGACGUUAACCUGUCGAGUUUUACCGAGUUUCGACGAGUUGGAAACCGAGUUGACUCGUCAACUGCCACCAGGGGAGGUGGUGGUGGUGUCGCCGUGGAUGACAGUUGGGGAGCUCCGGGAGGUGGCGCAGUACGCGCUGAGGGAUACUUACUGCGUAAUGGAUAAAUUUGUGGUGAGUCAAAUUGGAGGGUUAAAAGGGAUAAAGGACGAGGUAGUGCUAUCGUGCGCGGUGGAGGCGGGGGCGCAGGUUUGGGUUAGGGGGAGUGGGCUGGACUUGGGUACGACGCUGAGGUAUGAGGGUUAUGAUGGGGAUGCGGUUGAAUCAAGGGUGGAUUGUUUGUGUGGGGCACGUGAUGAUGAUGGAGAAAGGAUGGUUGCGUGUGAUGAGUGCCACGUGUGGAGGCAUACGAGAUGCUGCGGAAUAGAGGAUGAUGAAGGUGCACCUGUGGAGUUCGUGUGUGGGGAUUGUGAUGCGAAGAGUAAAAGUGAGCUUUUGAGCCAAUAG
Messenger RNA from Lactuca saligna, 2253 nucleotides. The record is from the annotation of a GenBank genome assembly. Lineage: Eukaryota; Viridiplantae; Streptophyta; Magnoliopsida; Asterales; Asteraceae.